Eupeodes corollae is the source of this 2199-nucleotide messenger RNA. RefSeq names its product alpha-1,2-mannosyltransferase ALG9 (gene Alg9). Lineage: Eukaryota; Metazoa; Arthropoda; Insecta; Diptera; Syrphidae. Gene Ontology annotation, cellular component: endoplasmic reticulum membrane. Bases 58 to 1881 code for a protein of 607 amino acids. The record is from RefSeq and is a predicted model, not a curated record. Gene Ontology annotation, molecular function: alpha-1,2-mannosyltransferase activity. Gene Ontology annotation, biological process: protein N-linked glycosylation. The transcript is spliced from 4 exons.
AAUGUCCCACGUCCCUUGAAUAUAUUCCGUGGAUUUUCUAUCGCAUAAAUAUCAAUAAUGGCGCCGCCGGCCGCUAGACAUCGGUAUAAUGUAAAUAAAUCCGAUAAUCAUACGUCCUUUUCGAAAAAAGCUUUACGAAAAAUAGUAAAGGAACCUAAGGAAUCGAAAAACAAAGACAAAUCUCAGGCACCCGUAUCGUCCACAAAAGCAAACACAGUUGUCCCCGGUGUUGACACAGCUUUCAAAACAUUUGUGAGCGCUAGACUUUGCAGUGCAAUUUGGUCAUACAUUUCGGACUGUGAUGAAACAUUUAACUAUUGGGAACCUCUGCACUACAUCAUCAAUGGUCAUGGCCUACAGACAUGGGAGUACAGUCCGCAGUUUGCUCUACGCUCGUAUACAUACCUGCUCCUUCAGGGUGUGCCCGGUUGGAUCUAUCAAAAGUUAUUUCAGCCAUCACCAGUCUUGAUAUUCUAUAUGAUCCGGUGCAUUCUUGGUUUUGGUUGUGCGGUAAUGGAACGAUAUAUGUACAAGGCAAUUUGUCGGGAAUUCGGUAUACACAUUGGUAGAUUGUGGCUUAUAUUCCAGUUAUUCAGUGUUGGAAUGUUCGUUUCAAGCACAGCUUUGCUGCCAAGCUCAUUCUCUAUGUAUUUUGGCUGUGCUGCCUUGGCGGCCUGGUGGCAACAGAGCUACAAUUUAGCUGUUUUUCUCACAGCCAUAUCAACUCUUUUAGGUUGGCCAUUCGCUGCUCUUAUUGGAAUUCCAAUUGCAUUUGACAUGCUUAUCAGGCAGAGAAUGUUCAAAGCGUUUCUUAUAUGGACGCUGAUUUCUGGUGCCACCAUUGGCAUUCCAAUGAUUGUCAUCGAUUCUAGUUAUUUUGGACGAGUAGUCUUUGCUCCGCUGAAUAUUGUUAUAUAUAAUGUCUUCACCACUCAUGGACCCAAUCUCUAUGGAACUGAGCCAUUUAGUUAUUAUCUAAUCAAUGGGUUUUUAAACUUUAACGUCAUCUGGAUAGCGGCAAUUAUAACUCCCUUAAUGCUGCUCAUCGACUACUUUACCAUCCCAGCUAGAUCAAAGAGUACCUUACAUCUGCCUCACUACCUAAGUUUGGCUCCGUUCUUCCUUUGGUUGACAGUAUUCCUCCUUCAGCCACAUAAAGAAGAACGUUUCCUUUUCCCCAUCUAUCCUAUGAUCAGUCUCUGCGGUGCUAUUACCGUUGACAUUUUUCAACGAAUCCUAUUCCGGCUAAAAACAAUGUUUACAAAACUUACAGUUGGCGCACACUAUCUCGACCAUACCAUGUUAAUACCUGUAGUCUUUAUGCUCGUAAGCACACUUUUGGGUAUGUCUAGAGUUUUUUCACUCUACCGUAAUUACCACGCCCCAAUGGAUUUGCUUAUUGAAUUGAACCAAGUUAAAUCAGCUCCAGACUACAGUGCCGAUAAAAUCUACAAUGUCUGUGUGGGUAAAGAUUGGUAUAGAUUUCCGGGUAGUUUCUUUCUCCCAUCCACAAAUUUCCGCAUUCGAUUCUUACAAUCGGAAUUUAAAGGAAUUCUACCCGCAUACUAUGAAGGAGCCGAAAAUGCUACCACUAUUGCACAACCCUACUUUAAUGACAUGAACCAGGAAAAUGAUCACAUGUACUUUGACUACAACAAAUGUCACUUUCUGAUCGAUUUAGACGAAGGAAAAUACACCGAACUUCAACCGAACUACGCAGCCAGACUUCGGGAAUGGACAGUUGUGAAAAGUUUACCAUUUCUUAUUCAAGAGAAAUCUCAUAGACUACUUCGAGCGUUCUAUAUUCCAUUCUUGACCGAUAAUCACACCACCUACGGCAAUUUUAACUUAUUGAAGAGAAAGAAGUGGAAACAAAGUUAGUUAUCAACUAAAUAGAUUCAUACGUAUUUCAAGGCUUCAUUCGUUUUCGACAUUCGUUUUUUUAAUAACUUGGCUCAGGAAGCAUUUAUUUUUCUUUAAUAAAAUCUUAGAACUAAAUUUUCGUGUGAAAUUGUAUGCAUUUCGAUAGAGAAAAAGUUUUUAGUUGUAAUUUAUGUUAUUAUGAAAACAAAAACAAAAAAACAACAACGACAUUUAUACUGAUUGAGUAAUGUUUUAUUUAAUUAACCAAAGAUUUAAUUUUAAAAACGAAAUAAUUCCUUAAAAUAAAAUAAAUUAAAGUAAUUGUGUAAAAAUGAA